Molecule: messenger RNA, 3215 nt
Organism: Chara braunii
Lineage: Eukaryota; Viridiplantae; Streptophyta; Charophyceae; Charales; Characeae
Source: the annotation of a GenBank genome assembly
GGAUCCUUCCCAGGUCAGGAUAAAACCGCACACGAACUGUCAUAAAGUGGACCGCCGCUAAUUUCAUUGCUGUCGUCUACACCCAAGCAAGUGCACACGCAGCCCAAGGCAAAAAGCGCAACAAUGCUUUGACAUCGUCGAUCUAGUGCAUAUGGUUGAGAUGUUCAAAAAGGCUCAGGACUGCCUUCUGCCGAUGGGAGAGACGUCAGAGAACGUUGCAGAGAAGUUUGGAGUGAGCAGAAGACAACAAGAUGAAUUUGCGGUAUCAGAUGGUGCAGCGGCAGUGCUCCUAAUGCGGCGUGCGGAAGCAAACAAGCGAGGUCUUCCCAUACUUGGCGUCUUCAGGACCUUUGUGGCUGUCGGAGUCGAUCCGGCAAUCAUGGGUGUGGGACCGGCGUAUGCUAUCCCCGAAGCGGUUAAGAAAGCCGGGUUAGAGAUUGCUGAUAUCGAUCUCUACGAGUUGAAUGAGGCUUUCGCUUCGCAGGCGACCUAUUGUAUGAAGAAACUGGAGUUGGACCCGGAGAAGGUGAACGUCAAUGGUGGAGCCAUUGCACUUGGUCAUCCUCUGGGUAUGACUGGUGCAAGAUGCGUAGCCACCCUUCUCCAUGAAAUGAAGAAGCGCGGCAAGGACUGUCGAUUUGGAGUGGUCUCCAUGUGCAUCGGGACGGGCAUGGGUGCUGCUGGUGUAUUUGAGCGAGGCAGCGUCGUCGAUCCUCUCUCGAAUGCGAGGGCAGUCGAGACACAGAACUUUCUCUCUAGGGAUGCAACUGUGUAAUAAAUAAUAGUAUGGUGGAGGAGGGGACGUAUGUGGACAUUGUCGCGUCUGCAUGCAGUGAAUCUAGUCAUGCUGCAUGACUUGACGACUUGACCGAUCAAGUCAUACAGCAUCCUCAGAACUUUUGGUGCGGCGGUCCCGGGCGCGCUAUGUGGCGCCCGUCCAUCUUUACAAGGGUUCUUUUUUUUUUCUGAAGGUGUUGCAGGAACGAAGCAUGCGACGGCGCGAAAGGUGUGUCCUGAGUGUUUUGACGCGAGUUUUUGGUUGCGCGUUGGACUCGACAAAAAUCUCCCAUGAUCUGCAAAGAGAGGGAGAGAGCAUAUCACCAGGCGAGUCGGCGGUGACCCGUACUACCGUUUUUCUUUUAACUCCUACUUCGACGCGAAAACCCCUACUUCGAGGAAACGGCACGAAGCAUGUAACAUAACCCUGCUAUGCAUGAGACUUUGUGGGUACACGUAGGAAGGGUACAAAUGGAUAGCCUUUUAGGGCCUUUUAGGGUCUUUUAGGGCCUUCUUGGGUUUUUUUGGGGACUUAUACCCAUACAAUUAGAAAAUGGCGCGAAGCAUGUACGUAUCCCCGCUAUGCAUGAGACCUUUGUGGGGACGUCGGCGUAGGAAGGGUACGAAUGGAUAGCCUCUUAGGGCCUUUGAGGGUCUUUAAGGGCCUUUUCAGGCCUUUAUGGAACUUAUAGGGGCUUUUUUAGGGUCUUUUAGGGCCUUUUAGAGCCUUUUUGGGCCUUCUCGGGUCUCUUCGGGUCUUAUAGGAACUUUUUUACAGUGUCUUAGGGCUUUCCGGAGCCUUUUAGGAAAUUUAGGGUCUUUUAGGGGGGGGUUAUAUGGGCUUUUUUAGGGUUUUCUAGGGUCUUUCCGGUGCUCUUAGGCUCUUGUAGGUGGUGGGUGUGCUCUCAUAGAUGCCCACUUUUGUCAGUGGACGAUGCAGUGGGGAAAAUCCCUCUCUCUUACGCAAAAGGAGCCACUGACACUCAACGAGGAGUGAGUGACGGAUGGCAGGAGCACAUAUCACCCCUGCUGGCAGGCGCCCCCAGAUUUCAGGAAAAAAAAGGAUUUUUCACGGAGUCCGUACUAUCGAGCUGAGCAGAGGGCGGUGUGGUGUGAGUACUCAGAGGGAGGUCUUGUCUGAGAUUGCGUCUGAGGGUGGACACUGGACUUGCAUUACGAGUUUUUGACUGGUAAUUGCAGCCAGAUACAUCCAUUGCAGGCCGUUAUUGCGGUCAUAUACGUCUGGGAAAGUUAUGGUAUGGUGGGUAUGCUCUCGGAGGUGAGGUCUGUGAGACCUUGAGAAGCCAGGAGGUUCUCUCGUUGCAUGAUUUCCUGGAUGCAUCUGACUGGGAAUACGGCCCUGGACGCAUAUGACCGGGAAUACGGCCAAAUACAGAGGCCUGCAUGCUCAAAAGAACUGACAAUGGACUCCAGGAAGUGCAGAUGCUGUCGGUAUCAGAGGUCUUGCUGAGGACACACACGUUCGACUUUUCUGCCCGUAUUUGACUGCAUUUGUGACCAGAUCCGGUCCAGAAAAUCCCAGUCAACGUCGUAAAAAAAGGGAUUGAUGGCAGUCUCUCAGAGACGUUCUCAGAGAGUUUAGGUCAGGUGUUUUCUGAGGUGCUCGCAGUCUCAGAGAUGCUGUUUGAGACUUGGGGCGUAUUCACACUACUAUCAACUUUUAUGGGCGUAUUGGGUCGCAUUGCUGACCAGUUUCAUUACAGAAAAAAACUACCAUGACUAUGCCUUUGUCAGGUCUGUAUGUAGGGUGACCCCCAACUUGGCCCCCCCCGCCGCCCCUGCCGAUUGGCCCUGAAUCUACUUUGGCAAGCGUCAUUUUCACUGGAGACCCUGGACUCCUUAACCAUUUCGAGGUCGGGCCUACCGGAGGUUGUGACCUUGGAUGUGUCAGUAGUGGGCCAACCGACCCAUGUCAGGCUUGGAUUGGUCAGUAGGUUCACAGGGGGUUGCAGGCUUGGAUGGGUCCGUAGGUUUUAAUUACGGGGGGUUGCAGGUUUCGAUGGUUCAGUAGGGGUUUACGGGGGGGAUUGCAGGCUUGGACGAAUCAGUAGUUAGGCCAAAUGACCCACGGCUGGCUUGGAUGGGCCGGCAGCCUUGGAUGGAAACAGGAAAUUGGAGGCUUGGAUGGGUCAGUAGUAGGCCAACUGACCCAUAACAUUUGGAUAGGUCAGGAGGCCUACCGGAUAUUGCAGGCUACCAGAUAUUGUAGGGCUUGGAUGGGUAAGUCGGCCUAUUGGAAAUUUCAGGCUUGGAUGGCCCAGGAAGGCUGUGGGCCAACUGACCCAGGCAGGCUUGGAGGGCCCACAGCUCUGCGUACACUGGUUUGAAGUUUUGAACCCAGGAAAGUGGAUGGUAUGGGGGUGUCAUCUGAAACUUAGAGAGAAAGGCAUCUUGGGACUCCUGGAACUCCUGGAACU